CGGCCCAAAAUACAUACAUUCAUACAUAUAAAAAGCGCCUUUGGAGCUCACAAGCAAGCAAGCGCCUCUUCAUUUCUUCAUCACCAGUCGUCACCUCCCCGUUCUCGACAGCACAGCACCGCCACCAGCACCAGGGAGGGUUUGGAUCACCCUUUCAUUGAGUUCUCCUACAUUUGAAGGAAUCGUCAAUGGGGGCAAGUCGAAAGCUACAGGGCGAGAUCGACCGCGUCCUCAAGAGGGUUCAAGAGGGCGUCGAUGUAUUCGACAGCAUUUGGAACAAGGUUUACGACACAGACAAUGCGAAUCAGAAGGAGAAAUUCGAGGCGGACUUGAAGAAGGAGAUUAAGAAACUGCAAAGAUACAGAGACCAGAUCAAGACAUGGAUACAAUCCAGCGAGAUUAAGGAUAAGAAGGUUAGUGCCUCUUAUGAGCAGGCUUUGAUGGAUGCUAGAAAGCAAAUUGAACGUGAAAUGGAACGGUUUAAAAUAUGUGAAAAAGAAACCAAGACAAAGGCAUUCUCGAAGGAAGGCCUUGGACAACAACCUAAAACGGAUCCAAAGGAAAAGGCUAAAUCAGAGACAAGAGAUUGGUUGAAUAAUGUGGUCAGCGAGCUGGAAAACCAAAUUGAUAGCUUUGAAGCUGAACUAGAGGGGCUUUCUGUUAAGAAGGGAAAGACAAGGCCUCCUAGACUGACACAUCUGGAGGCAUCUAUUGCUCGGCAUAAGGCUCAUAUCAUGAAGUUAGAGUUUAUUCUAAGGCUGUUGGACAAUGAUGAGUUGAGUCCAGAGCAAGUUAAUGAUGUAAAGGAUUUCUUGGAUGACUAUGUGGAAAGAAAUCAGGAAGACUUCGAUGAGUUUAGCGACGUUGAUGAGCUUUACAGUUCUUUACCACUAGACAAGGUGGAGUCUCUUGAAGAUCUAGUGACUAUUGGUCCUCCUGGUCUUGUUAAGGGUGUCAGUUCAUCCAGUGCAGUUUUAAGCGCAAAAUCUACAGCAGCUGCACCCACCCUGGCUCCAGCAACCGCCUCUGCUCCUGCACAACAGGUUGCUUCUACUCAUGACCAAGUUGAUGGAUCAGAUUUCCUUGAUGAUGUUGUUACAAGAACUCCACCGCCUAAAAGUGCUGCCCUCAGUAUUUCUGUGUCACAAACACCAGCAGCAGGCCAUGCAAAUCCUGGUGCUGGUGCUUCAUCUCCGAUACCUGUUCCAAAUACUACAAAAGAGGAGGAUGCUAUAAACUUCUCCAGUCGUAAAUCUUCACCAGUUCUUGCAGAAGCUGGAUUUAGGGCUCUGUCUAAAGGUGGCUUGCCAAGUCAAGCGACAUCCACCAUCCUUCCCAGUACUGGAAGCACAGUUUCGAGCAAUGUAACUGUUGGAACCAUUCCCUUUUCUUCGGAAAUGGAGAAAAAGAAUAUGUUGCAUUCUAAUGAUCUAUCAGGGAGCAGUGGUAUGCCACAGUCCCUUGUAUCAUCUCUAAGUAAUAGAGUAGUCUUGCCACAAGCUGCCAAGGCUGCUGAAGGACUUGGAUCAGUUGAUACUAGAAAUGUUGGUGAUUCUACAACUACAGGAAGCAGGGUUUUCAAUUCACCUGCUGGUCCCGGUAUGCAAUGGAGGCCUGGAGGUUCCUUUCAGAACCAAAAUGAACCUUUUCGUGGAAGAACUGAAAUUGCCCCUGAUCAAAGGGAGAGGUUUCUACAACGAUUUCAGCAGGUGCAGCAGCAAGGUCAGACUAAUCUUCAUGGUAUACCCCUUGCUGGAGGGAAGCAGUAUUCUGCACAACAGCAGAGCUUGCUCGCACACCAGUUCAAUGCGCAAAGCUCAUCUAUAUCACCACAUCUCGGUUUGGGGAUUGGAGUCCAAACUUCAGGUAUUAAUGCUGCUACUACACCUACUUUGCUGCAGCAGCAAACAAGUUCAGUCCAUCAACCAUCUAAUCUGCAGACAAUUAUUUCUUCAACGUCUAUGGAUGUUGAAACUGACCCUCCAAUGGUAGAGGAGCUGCAGCAGCAACAACCUAUUGUUGAUGACUCACUAUCAGAUUCUGGUUCAAACACUGGGCUCGGGAAAACUCUUGUGCAAGAGAAUGAAUUGAAGGCCUCAUAUACCUUAGAUACUUCUCAGGCUGCAGUUGUUGCUGGCCCGCCUGCCGAGCCUGCACAAUUGAUUAGAGAUACCGACCUCUCUCUAGGGCAACCAAUGCAACCCGCUCCAUCUUCCGGAAGCAUUGGUGUUAUUGGUCGAAGAAGUGUUUUGGACCUUGGCACCAUUGGAGAUAACAUCAGUGCAUCGACUGCUAAUUCUGGAGGAAUGCACGGCCAGCUAUACAAUCUGCAGAUGCUCGAGGCUGCUUAUUCCAAGCUUCCUCAGCCUAAAGAUUCUGAGCGCUCGAAGUCUUAUACUCCUAGGCACCCGGUGGUGACACCUACAUGCUAUCCUCAAGUACAGGCGCCGAUUGUCAAUAAUCCAGCUUUAUGGGAGCGGCUCGGAUCAGAUACUUACGGCACGGAUAUUCUGUUCUUUUCAUUCUACUAUCAACAGAAUACUUACCAGCAAUAUUUGGCGGCUAAGGAACUGAAAAAACAGUCGUGGAGAUUCCACAAAAAAUUCAACACAUGGUUCCAGCGUCACGAGGAGCCGAAGAUCGCCACAGAGGAAUUCGAGCAAGGGACUUAUGUGUACUUUGAUUUCCAUUUUGCCAAUGAAGAACAGCAUGGAUGGUGCCAGAGAAUCAAGACUGAGUUCACUUUUGAGUACAGAUAUCUUGAAGAUGAGUUGAGUUAGUCAUAUGAAUCUACAGGGCCCUGGGCUUGAUUUGUAGCCAUAUGUAAACUAAAACAAGUUUCUGGGAUGUACUUAAGAACAAGUUUUUGGAUGCUGCUGGUUCCUUUUUGCAUAAACUUACACAUAAAUGGAAUCAGUUAAAAAUAUAUUCAUCAACUUUGAACACCAACUUUUGGAACUAUAUUCAUCAGUAAUUUUUUUUUUAGAACAUUACAUUUGGAUUCAUCUCACGAAUGAUCACAUGAAAUUCAAACUAGAAGUAUAGCUUCACCCUACAGCCUGCAGCUUAACUCUCUUCGGCAGAUCUGAACUUGAAUGUCAGAGAAUAAACAAGGGCAUCAAAUUUUGUAAAACAAUACACGGCCAAGGUUUAAAUCCUGCUCAAUCUUGGUAGUAAGUAAUCAAGAAAGACAUCCAGGAACAAUCUUUGGUAAAUUUACAGAGGACAUGGUGAUGAAAUAGGAUCCUACCAUGUAAUCAAUAUAUCAGA
Messenger RNA from Andrographis paniculata, 3270 nucleotides. Its product is annotated as general negative regulator of transcription subunit 3-like. The record is from RefSeq and is a predicted model, not a curated record. The transcript is spliced from 17 exons. Lineage: Eukaryota; Viridiplantae; Streptophyta; Magnoliopsida; Lamiales; Acanthaceae. The coding region runs from base 189 to 2780 and encodes 863 amino acids. Gene Ontology annotation, biological process: regulation of DNA-templated transcription; nuclear-transcribed mRNA poly(A) tail shortening. Gene Ontology annotation, cellular component: nucleus; P-body; CCR4-NOT core complex.